CAGCGCCAAACCACACCAACAGCAAUAGCAGUGAUUUGCAAUUCGUUUCUCAGUUGAUCGCUUUGCUUUGACGGUAUUUGAAGCGAAAUUCGAAAAUUCGUGCUUUGCUUGAAUGUUGUUCGUCGUGUCGUGAAAAUUUGAAUAAAAAAAGUUAGCAAAAAACAAAACAAAAAAAAUUUAUAAAAAUAAAAUCGUAAAAAAUUGCUGAACUGUCAAAAAAUCCUCCUCCGCACCCCCACCCGCGCAUAGCAUAUGCUAACCCACGCAUACAAGUAGAUUAGUGCCGCAAAGCAGCUGUCGAAUAUGGCGAUCGCACAAUCAACUGUCAUUGUCACAAUUGACAGCAAUGAAGGCAUCUUGGAAGAUAUGACGCCGGUGUUGCCUUCAAAUGUUGGUCAUUUGCUGGCAGAACCCGUUGAUAUACAAUGCCCAGCGUGCGGCAAGAAAUGCGUAACCCGGGUGGAGCGGCAGGCAGUGACGUGUGUGCAGAAAUUUGUGGCUGCGAUUAAUUUUUGCCUUUGUUGCAACCCCAUUAGCUGGUGCGGCCGACAUGACGUCAAUCACUAUUGCAGCGAAUGUGGGUGCUAUAUUGGACGCUACAUAACGUUGAGUUGGUAUAAGAAGCAGCUGUUCAAAAUGCAACGAUCGGAUGUGGUGUUCGAAAAUAAGUGGCAACGUUUUAGAAAGGUCGAAAAGGAAACACUUGACAGCAAAAUUCUCGCGAAACAGCAAGCGAGGGAGUUGACGAAAUUGAAGACGACAACGAGAGAGACGAAUGCUUGAAAUUUAUUGGGUUAAUAUUUAUUUUGUUUUUCACUUUUAUUUUGAAAUUUUGUAAUUUUAUGAUACGUAAUGUAAUAAAAAUUGGUUACUACAGAUAUAUUUUUUUAAAUUUAAUUUAGCAAAUGGAGUAAAAAGGGAAAAA
Messenger RNA from Anastrepha ludens (Mexican fruit fly), 925 nucleotides. RefSeq lists its product as uncharacterized. The transcript has 2 exons. NCBI's taxonomy places the organism in Eukaryota, Metazoa, Arthropoda, Insecta, Diptera, Tephritidae. Gene Ontology annotation, molecular function: zinc ion binding. Bases 304 to 783 code for a protein of 159 amino acids. The record is from RefSeq and is a predicted model, not a curated record.